AUGGUCAAUAUUCUUAUGCUCGGGCUUCUCGCCUGCUCGAGCCUCACCCACGCGAUUCCUAUAGCGCAGCAAUCUGCCGAUGUCGCGAGUAUCCUCAACCGCCGUGCAGUAGUCGAUGCCUGCCCUGGCUACACUGCUUCCAACGUUGUUGAGAGCGACUCAGGGUUGACCGCCGACCUUACUCUUUCUGGCGCGGCGUGCAACGCUUACAGUGAUGAUAUCAAGGACUUGAAAUUACUCGUUGAAUACCAGACUGACGACCGUCUUCACGUCAAGAUUUAUGACGCCGACGAACAAGUCUACCAGGUUCAGGAGGAAGUGUUUCCCCGCCCCAAGCACGAGAAGGCGUCCGCUGGAAGUGCUGCACUUCAAUUUGGUAUCAAAACGAGCCCAUUCUCGUUUGCUGUGAAGCGUAGGGACAAUGGCGAGGUUCUGUUUGAUACCGGAACUGUUCCUCUGGUCUUCGAGAAGCAGUAUGUUCGCCUGCGUACUAAGUUGCCCGACAAUCCCAAUCUCUACGGUCUUGGUGAGCACAGCGACUCUUUCCGUUUCGCCACGGACAACUACGAGCGCGUCUUGCUGAACGCGGAAUCGCCCAACAUUCCCAGGAAUGCUAACCUGUACGGAACGCAUCCCGUCUACUUUGACCACCGCGGUGACAAGGGGACCCACGGCGUCUUCAUGCUCAAUUCCAGCCCAAUGCAAGUUGAGAUCAAAAAGGCCGACGGCUACCAGUACCUUGAGUACAACACCAUCGGUGGCGUCAUCGAUUUGUACUUCAUGGCUGGUAGCAAGCCCGCCGAGGUCUCCAAGCAAUACGCUGACAUCGCCGGCUACUCCGCCAUGUACCCAUAUUGGACCUUUGGUUUCCACCAGUGCAAGUAUGGAUACUGGGACGUCAACAUGGUCGCUGAGGUCGUUGGCAACUAUUCGACUGCUGGAAUUCCCCUCGAAGUCAUGUGGACUGACAUCGACUACAUGUACCUUCGCGAGGAUUUCACGACUGAUCGCGAGCGCUUCCCUCUCUCGAAGAUGCGCGAGCUUGUACAGACGCUUCACUCUCGCGACCAGCGUUACAUUCUGAUUCUCGACCCUGGUAUUCACGCUGUUGGCGGUCAGUACGUCACUUAUCAGAAGGGUCACGACAUGGAGGUUUUCCUCAAGGCCGCAGACGGUACCGAUCUACUUGGCGUACAGUGGCCCGGUGAAGUCGCAUGGCCUGAUUGGUUCGCGCCCAACACAGAGAAGUGGUGGGCUGGUGAGAUUCAAGCAAACUUCAACCCAGAGAACGGUAUCGAUCUGGACGGUCUCUGGGUCGACAUGAACGAAGCCUCCAACUUCUGCCAGGAUGUUACUACCUGCAACCCCCGCCAGCAAGCGAUCGAUCAGAACAUUCCACCACCACCUGCGAACGCGCCACGACCCAACACUGGCCGUCCCAUUCCUGGGUUCCCGGCUUCGUUCCAACCAGGAAGCACGCUCAAGGCUCGUGAUUCUUAUGAUCUCUCGGAGCGUAGUGCACCUGUUGUUGAAGUUCGUGCCUCAAAGUCUGUCUUCCCCCGCCAAUCUUCCAAUGGCAACAUGAAGGGCUUCCCUGACCGUGAAUGGUUCAAGCCCGCGUACCAUAUCAACAGCCAUCUGGGCGACGUUUCUCGUCAGACCAUUCCCAUGAACACUACAAACUACGACGGUACCUACCAGUACGACACGCACAACAUGUACGGCCACAUGAUGGCAGGAACAACCCGUGAAGCGAUGUUGGCCCGCCGUCCCGCGCUCCGUCCCUUUGUGCUGACGCGCUCCACCUUCGCCGGAUCUGGUAGCAAGGUUGCUCAUUGGUUCGGUGACAACUUCUCAGCCUGGGACGACUACCGGAUUUCCAUCCGUCAGAUGCUGUCUUUCGUCUCGAUGCAUCAGAUGCCCAUGGUUGGCUCUGACGUCUGCGGUUUCAACGGCCAAGCAGACCAGUACAUGUGCGCUCGCUGGGCUGUCAUGGGAGCCUUCCAGCCUUUCUACCGUAAUCAUGCAGCAAAUGACGCCGCCCAGCAGGAGUUCUACCAGUGGCCCGUUGUCGCUGAGGCUGCUAAGAAGGCUAUUGAUACUCGUUACAAGCUCCUCGACUACAUCUACACUGGCCUUUACUACCAGGGCAAGGAGGGUACACCUAUGAUCAACCCAAUGUUCUUCCUUUACCCAGAGGACACGAAUACGUUCGGUCUCGACCAGCAGUGGUUCUACGGCGACGCGCUGUUGAUCACACCCGUCGUAACUGAGUACUCCGACACUGUCACGUACUAUCUGCCAGAGGACACUUUCUACGACUACUGGACCUACGCAAAGGUCGAGGGUGAGGGUAAGAACGUCACUGUCAGCAACCUGGGCUACAGCGACAUUCCCGUCCACAUCCGCGGUGGUUCCAUCGUCCCGCAACGUGUCGCCAGCGCCAACACGACCAAGGCUGUGCGUCAACAGGACUUCCUCGUCAUUGUUGCGCCUGAUACGGAUGGCAAGGCGACUGGCCGUCUGUACCUCGAUGAUGGAGAGAGCAUUCAGCAGUCUGGUACCAGUGAAAUCUCCUUCUCGUUUGACAGUGGCAAGUUCAGCGCGACAGGUACAUUCGGAUACUCGGGCGCCGAUGGGGAGAGCAUCACCGUUGGCCAAGUCGUUGUGCUGGGCCAGAGCCAGGCUGGCGCUACCGGCAACUUUGACGCUGAUAAGGGUGCUGUCACGGUCGAUGGGCCGUGGAAGAUGGAUAAAGAGUUUAAUUUCCAGCUAUGA
Molecule: messenger RNA, 2778 nt
Organism: Alternaria burnsii
Lineage: Eukaryota; Fungi; Ascomycota; Dothideomycetes; Pleosporales; Pleosporaceae
Product: glycoside hydrolase family 31 protein
Exons: 2
Coding region: 1-2778 (925 amino acids)
Biological process (GO): carbohydrate metabolic process
Molecular function (GO): hydrolase activity, hydrolyzing O-glycosyl compounds; carbohydrate binding
Source: RefSeq, a predicted model, not a curated record